Molecule: messenger RNA, 1761 nt
Organism: Sesamum indicum (sesame)
Lineage: Eukaryota; Viridiplantae; Streptophyta; Magnoliopsida; Lamiales; Pedaliaceae
Gene: BZIP60
Product: basic region/leucine zipper motif 60
Biological process (GO): regulation of DNA-templated transcription
Molecular function (GO): DNA-binding transcription factor activity
Source: RefSeq, a predicted model, not a curated record
UAUCCGGGCAACUUCUCCAGCGCUUGCUCCAUAAAGAACUCUGAAACCCAAACCUCAGACUGUUCUUCACAGCGAUAGCCGAACCCCUUUUCUUCAUCUUUCUUGUAAAUUCCGCUCUCUGAACAUUUUUCUUUAUUCCUUUAUUUUUUUAUUUUUAGUUUCUUGUCUUUGCAAAGCUGUUUUUCGUGUUCAAUCUGGCUGUAAUGGUUGAUGAUGGGUUUGUGGAAGGUGAACUAGUAAUCGACUGGGACCAGCUGUUCGAAAACAUACCCGAUGACUUGAAUUUCGAUUUCGGCGGUUUGCCCGCCGCGGAUGGGGUCUCUACCUCGCCUGAUUCGGGUCUUUCUUUCUCCAUUGAUGACAUAGAGCAGUAUCUUAUGAGCGAUGACUGUAAUCAUGCAGAGGAGAAAGAUCAGGAGAUUAUAGUUGAUGGGUUUUUGUCGGAGGUGCUUCUAGAUUUGUCACCCGGGCCCGGGUCGGAUCGGUCUAAGGAUUCUUCUCCCAGCCCCGAGUUGGUGGAGGUUGAGACGGACCAAGAGGGAAAAGAUGAAGACAAGCCCCAUCAGGAGUCCCUGGAGGUUGACACAGACCAAGAGGGGAAAGAUGACGACAAGCCCCGUCAGGAGUCCGUUGAGGUGGAGACGGACCAAGAGGGGAAAGAUGAAGACAAGCUCCAUCAGAAUGGGGUGGAGAGUCCGCAGACAGAGGAGAACAAUGACGCUGUAGAUGAUGAUGAUGAUCCCGCUGCGAAGAAACGCAAGAGGCAAAUGAGGAAUAGGGAUGCAGCGGUGAGAUCACGAGAAAGGAAGAAGAUGUAUGUGAGGGAUCUUGAGAUGAAGAGCAAGUAUUACGAAGCAGAAUGCAAGAGGCUGGGGGCUUUGCUCCAGUGUUGUCUUGCUGAGAAUCAAGCAUUACGGCUAUCCUUGCACAAUACGAAGGCAUUUGAUGCAUCCAUGUCCAAGCAGGAGUCUGCUGUGCUCCUUUUGGAAUCCCUGCUGUUGGGUUCCCUGCUUGGGUUCCUGGGCAUCAUAUGCCUGUUAAUUCUCCCCAGCCGGCUCCUGUCAACUCUGGGACAGGGUCUUCUGGCAAACACAGGCAUCACUGUGUGGGGAAGCGUGGCUCCAAGAAACGCAGUAAGUAAUGAUUUCAAGGUUUUAUUUCGUUCAUUUAUGAUGGGGAAGAGAUGCAAAGCUUCAAGAUCAAGGAUGAAGUUAUUGUCUGCUACAGAGGCCACCGUCUUCUAAUAUAACUUCUGGGAUGAAGCCCAUUAGCAACAGUUUCCUACUAGUUGCGCUGCCACUCCCUCCCUCCUUGAUAUCAAUUAUCACAAUAAAAAGUAGUUUUGUAGAUUAAGAGUCAGAAUAUGUAUUUGAACCAGGUUUUUUCAUCUCAUGUUAAUGUACUAAUAUGGAGAACUACUUAUCUAUUUUCAACUCCUUAGCUUUUAAAAUCGCUGUUCUACGGUGCUGUCUGUAAGCCUUUCUCACACCAGCUGACGAAUCUCAGAGUUGGUGAACUCCAAAGCAUCUCUGCCCCCAAUCCCAAUCUGGCAAAUUCCCUCUGCAUGGCGAUAAUCAUGCAAUGAUGAAUGUGAUUUUCUUCCUUUCGGUUGCAUGCAGAUGGAUGCAACUGAAAUAAUGUGUAAAUGGUAUAGUAUAUCACAAAUGGAUAGCAUCUCUAGAAGCAGAUUAGGUCUUAUGGAGUUCUCAAACUCGUUCUAUUUUCAUCUUUUAAUAGUUAAAGAAAAGACAUAUUUUCACC